CUUUUUCCCUGCGCGCAACGACACUAGCGCCGCUGCGUUCGUUGAAGGCCGUCAGACAGUCAUUUGGCCCCGAAGAGCAGGGAGCACAGCCAGCCCCCCCCCAGCUACAGUCGAAUCCCAAGUUUGUGAGUGUGUGUGUGAGUUUGCUUGUGCGUGUUGACGGUGCAGCGAGUGUGUGUGUGUGUCAGUCAACUUGAAAAUAGAAAAGUUUCCGGACGCCACCGCUGCUGCUACAACGCAGAGCUUAGUGAUACUACGAAUCAAGACGAAAUUGCAAUCAAUUUCAGUGCACUAUUUAUUGGACCGUUGAGUUAAUUUUCCUCUUCAAGUCUACCCUAAUUGGAAAAAUACUACUGGAUAAUCAUUCUAUUCGGAUAACUACAAGUAAACAAGGACUCCUGAAUGACUGAUGAGAAGAGGGAAGGAUAAAAAUGAGCGAAUCGACCAAGAACGAGUCGGAAUCUUCAUCGACGACGACGGCUGUGCAGAGCGGCGGAACCCCGACGGUGGUGCCUGUCGGUCCUGGAUCGAAUCAAAGUUCCGCCCCGUCUGCGCCAUCUUCCGUUGUCGAGGCCAUGCAAUCGCCCAUGGGUCCAACGCAAAUCCCUACUCAAUUCGUGUUCCAGCAGCAAAUAAUGGCUAGCCCUCAACAACAACAGCAGCAGCAGCAGCUGAUGGCCAGCCCUCAGCAACAACAACAGGCAGGAAACACACCUGGACCAUCUCCUGGUGGUUCUCAAACGCAGCAACCUAACGGAGGUGGAGGCAACCCUUCUCCGAUGAAUGGCGGCAUGAAUGCAGCAAUGGCGAUGAAUCCGUCAGCCAUGAAUACGAUCAAUAUGUCGGCUAUGAACUCGAUGAUGCCUUCUUUGGCUAACAACGGAAUGGCCGGAAUGACGAUGGCCAGUAUGAACGCUGCCGGUUUCCAGCAAUCGAUGGGCCAUCCUGUCAUGUCUUCUGGAGGGAUGCCUCAGGUUCAAGUAAUCCAGCAACAGAUUCCGUACUUGCAGCAAUUAUACAGUAAUGCCCAGGGUCAGCAAUUCAUCAUGCCAGGAAAUAUUUCGUUGCAGCCAAACGGUGUUAAUCAAACGAUACAGUCGACCAAUUUCGGACAACCUAUUCAGGUUAUUGCUGCUGGCAAAACAUUUCAACCUGGACAAUUGACACCACAUCUUCAAAUAACCGGCAACAAUAUGCUUAAGGGUCAUCAAAAUGAUAACAAUGCCAUUCUUCAAUUUUUCAACAAUGCAAGGAACAAUGGAUGUAUUCCAACAUCCAAUAAUCAGACGUUGGUCAUUGCUGGACCGCUGAUCACAAAUCAAGCUGGAAAUUAUAAUCAACAAGGUCCACAAGGAAAGCCCAUUGAAAUGAAUAAGGCACAGCAGCAGCAACAACAGCAGCAACAACAACAACAGCAGCAGCAACAACAGCAACAGCAACCUUAUUAUCAAGUUGUGAAUGCUGGGAUGCCUCCAAAGUCCCCAGUCAUGACAUCUGCUGUUGGAAAUAAGGGCAACAUGGCUGGUACAGGUGUUAACGUCAGUCAGGCAACCAAUAUGUUGUCACAACCUCAGAUUGUCACUUCUCAAGCAAAUUCUGCACCCAUGCAACUUGGUGGUUCCAUGCAACCAAUGCAGAUCAUAAGUCAAAUGCAGGGUAACCAAAUGGGCCAGUCUUUAGGAUUUCAACUACCUCCAAACUUUUAUCAGUUUGGAGGUCAGCAAGGCCCCAUCAUAAUCAGACAACAUGGGCAACCCGACGGAAUGUUUUUCCAGGCGGCACCUCAGCCAACUAUCGCUGCGCAACCGGCACCACAACCAGUGCCUCCCCUUACUGCUGCCAUUAAACCUAGAGCUGAGACUCCAUCGAAAGCAAGCGGAACCCGCCCGUUAUCAACGAUAUUGCCUUCAUCAUCGGGAGCUUCGACAGCACCAACACCGAUUCGGCCAGCCUCGUCCAUGUCCAAUCAGACAUUUGCAGGCGGAGUGGUCACAAAUACUCAAACUGGAAACCCUAGACCUGCCGGUAAGACAAAGAAAGUUGGACGGCCUCCACAAAAUCAACAGCGACCAGUGGCACCGUCAGUCGUGCAAGGCCAGCAAACUCUUUUACAGCCGGUACAGCAACAACAACAGCAGCAGCAGCAACAACAACAACAGCAGCAGCAGCAGAUUCAGCUCCAACAGCAACAACAGAAUCAACAACUGCAUGCCGUAUCUCAGCAACUCAUUGCUCAACAGUUUCAGAUGCAGCAGCAUCCGUUCCAAAUUCAGCAGUAUCAACAGCAACAACAGCCGACACUCAUGUCACUUCCGGCUUUCCAGCAAGUGGCUCAGCAAACGCUGGACGCCAAUCAACAAGCCCAAUUGCAGCAAGCUAUCAACGAUCAGCAGCAAGCCCAACAACAACAUCAGCAGCAACAACAUCAGCAACAACAACAUCAGCAACAUCAACUCCAGCUGCAAUAUCAAAUGAACAAGCCUGUUAUGGCAGUUGCCUCAUCAGCAGCUACGUCAUUAGCUGCAUCGAACAACGUAACCACGACGACGCAGAGCGCUCCCCAACAACAACAACAGCACAUGUUGUCGCCUGCUCAAAUGCCAUCCCAGCAACCAAUGCAAAACGUUGCCCCUACACUCCAGCAGGUUGUAAUUCCACAGCAAUCGCAGCAACAACAGGGAAUGAUGCAAAUGCCACCGUGUAUUUCCUCUGCAUCAUUUGGGCCGGUGACCACUACCACCACAACCACUACUCAUGCUGUUCGCUCCAGCUACAAACCCAUUGCCCCCGCUCCUCCACAACAACAGCAGCAACAACACCAACCAAAUCAACCUCCAAAUUUGCUUGCAAUGGCUCCUCAUCCACACCAAGUCAAUGUUUCAUCUAACGAUAAAACGGACCAACAGCAUCCACAGAUUUUGACGAUCCCUGUCGGAUCCGCAGUCUACCCGAUUGGAAUGACGGGAACGCACAACAUACGUUCUGCAACUCCCAUGAAUAAUUUUCAAAACAUGAAUGGCGAUCUUAGCCAGCACCAACACGGACAAUUAAACAUUCAUAUGCCAAUGUCCAGCAGUCAAUCGAAUACGACUUGCUUCAUUACAAAUCCGGCCGUGACCUCAUCAGCUCGAAUGCCCACUCCAUUAGGUGGCGGAUUGAUUACCGUUGGACCGGCUGCGCCAUUAUCCGCCAUGGCCAAUAUGACGCACGCAGUACCUCCAUCUUCGUCGCCAAUCACCAUUUCCACUCAGGGACCACGAAUGGCUAUGUCGACUUUACAGCCAGUAACAGUUACUGUCUCAGCUUCCCCAGCACCUCAAUUUCCUCUACCUUCUCCGGCUCGGACACAGCCAUCAACAACACCGCUGCCCAGUACUACCGAAAAAGUAGAAGAGCCGAAACCAUCUCCUCGCAAUGCAGUAACCGACUCUCAAACCCCUUCGGCCCCUACGACAACAACUCCUGCUGUAGAGGAACCGUCUACCGAAAAGAAAGAAACGCCUCAGAUGAACGGAAUAGGAGGAAAUCAAGGAGAUCAUCACAUGGUUAGUCAUUCGCCAGCUAUCCGCGAGAAAAAAGACCCCAAUUUGCCUCAAGCAGUUGUACGGCCUCAGAUAUUGACCCACGUAUUGGGUGACUUUGUGAUCCAAGAGUCAUCGGAACCUUUCCCAGUCGGCCGUUUCCAUCCGAAUGAAUCUCUGACGCGCUGCAACGGACAACGGAAUCAAGAUCACAGUUUCAAAUUGGAUGGAGAACCUCCGAAGAAAAAAUUACAUAUGGAACAACCUACAGUGACCCAUCAAUCUCCACCUCUGGCACCCCCGCCUGCGCCGCCUACCACCACAACAACUAACGAUCUUCAGCAGAUGUCGACGCCUAAAGGAGCUACCAUGGCCACAUGCGAGGGAUGUGGAAAAAUGGAUUUCAUUUCCAAAUUUCGUCGUUCAAAACGCUUUUGUUCCACAGCCUGCUCGAAAAAGUCUAACAUAAAUGCUUCGCCAGCAGUUGGACCCGUUCAGCCGAAUCAACAGCAGCAGCAGCAGCAGGAAACUGUCUCGACAACGACUUGUGUCAACGGUCAGGGAGUAAAAGCAGCCGUUGGCGGUGGUGGUGGGCUACUGACCACUGCGACGUCAACCACUCACUCACCCGCUGCUGCUUCAACAACAGCCGAAGCCAACAACAAAUUGGCUUCUCCAACGGCCGUGACAAUUCCUCAGGGCCCAACUCCUCCAACGAGCUUUGCUCCCUCUGGAGAUAAAGAAGAUAUCAGCUUGGAUGCAGAGUUGUGUGCUCUGGCUGCUCAGCAAUUGCGUUCUCCCACAGCCUCACUAUCUCAAACACCAACUCACCAGCUCAAACCUGAGCCGAAAACUAAUCCAGCCAAGUGGAGUGUUACCGAGGUCGCGGAUUUCGUGCGAAGUUUAACUGGAUGUGCAGAUUAUGCCGAAGAUUUCGCAUUGCAGGAAAUUGAUGGCCAAGCGCUCAUGUUAUUGAAAGCCGAUCAUUUGAUGUCUGCCAUGUCGAUGAAACUUGGGCCGGCAUUGAAGAUUUGCGCCAAGAUUGAUGCUAUGCGUGGUGCAUCCUCCUCUGAGGGCGGUAAUAGCAAUCCACAAAACGGAAAUUAAUGUGGGAAAAGUUCAAUCCCCCAUUUUUGUGUUGUUCUCCACCAGAAAUCGAUACGUGUUAUGUUUGCCUCAUUCAACUGUAAUUUGACUCAUUGUACUUUUCUGUCUAUAGUUUGUUUAUGGUUCACGAUAUGUUUCUUCGUCAUUUCUCUCUACGUAUUUUGCUUUGGUUAUUCACCUUCAUUACAGUAAUUCUCAUUUCGUAUGACACAUAGAUCGUCAGUGAACAAAUAUAUAUAUAUAGAUCAUUCAUACAAAAUGUAAUGCUCGGUGUAACAAAAGGCAUUUAGGACAAAAAUGCCAUAUAACCGCAUAUAACAUUUUCGGAACGAAGAAUUUUCGUUUUCAGUGUAAUAAAUUGACAUUGUAAUAAUAAUUUAAAUAUACAUAAAAAUCCAUUGAA
Daphnia pulex (common water flea) is the source of this 5031-nucleotide messenger RNA. RefSeq names its product polyhomeotic-proximal chromatin protein-like. The transcript has 16 exons. The record is from RefSeq and is a predicted model, not a curated record. Gene Ontology annotation, molecular function: zinc ion binding; protein binding. The coding region runs from base 432 to 4628 and encodes 1398 amino acids. NCBI's taxonomy places the organism in Eukaryota, Metazoa, Arthropoda, Branchiopoda, Diplostraca, Daphniidae. Gene Ontology annotation, cellular component: PRC1 complex; nucleus.